AUGGCAUCAUCAUCGUCAUCAUCAUCCUUAAAUCCUUCACCUAGUCCAAAUACUCUAUCAAAUGUUAGUAGUAAUGGUACAUCAUUAGCAGGAGCUAGUAGUCAAACAUCAACUAAUUCUAGUACAAACUCCAGUCAAUCAACAUCGAAUACUAGCAAUGCUCCUGUAUCACGUGAUCGUAUUGCUAGUUGGAUAACUGAAUUACUUUCAUCAUCAACACGUGAAGCUGCUUUAAUGGAAUUAAGUCGUAAACGAGAAAAAGUUGCUGAUCUAGCUAUAUUACUUUGGCAUUCAUUUGGAUCUGUUGCUGUACUUCUAUAUGAAGUGAUUUCAGUUUAUCCAUAUAUUAAUCCACCGACACUAACUGCUCAACAAUCAAAUCGUGUUUGUAAUGCAUUAGCUUUAUUACAAUGUAUAGCAUCACAUCCUGAUACACGAACACUUUUUAUUCAAGCAAAUAUUCCAUUAUUUCUUUAUCCAUUUUUAAAUACAAAAUCAUCAACAAGACCAUUUGAAUAUUUACGUUUAACAUCAUUAGGUGUUAUUGGCGCACUUGUUAAAACUGAUGAAACAGAAGUUAUUAAUUUUUUAUUAACAACAGAAAUUAUUCCAUUAUCAUUACGUAUAAUGCAAUCGGGAAGUGAAUUAUCAAAAACUGUAGCAACAUUUAUUUUACAGAAAAUUCUCGGUGAUGAUUCUGGUUUAAAUUAUAUUUGUGAAACAUUCGAUCGUUUUUCACAUGUUGCUAUGGUUCUUGGACGAAUGGUUCUUCAACAGCAAAGAGAAGCAAGUGGUCGUUUAUUAAAACAUAUUAUUCGAUGUUAUUUACGUUUAUCGGAUAAUCCACGAGCUCGUGAAGCUCUUCGAUCAUGUCUUCCUGAUUGUCUUAAAGAUCAUACAUUUGAUGGUGUACUUAAAGAAGAUCAAUCGACUAAAAAAUGGUUAUCACAAUUAUUAAUUAAUCUUGAAACACCGACCACAACUACAACUAAUGCACAACAACAAACAUCGAAUUCUGCUGUUCAGCAAAAUACUCAAACUACAUCAACAUUAGAAAUGGGAUAA
Messenger RNA from Rotaria sp. Silwood2, 1065 nucleotides. Lineage: Eukaryota; Metazoa; Rotifera; Eurotatoria; Philodinida; Philodinidae. The record is from the annotation of a GenBank genome assembly.